Messenger RNA from Penicillium paradoxum, 1488 nucleotides. RefSeq lists its product as uncharacterized. The record is from RefSeq and is a predicted model, not a curated record. Bases 1 to 1488 code for a protein of 495 amino acids. Gene Ontology annotation, biological process: RNA 3'-end processing. Gene Ontology annotation, molecular function: poly(A) RNA polymerase activity; mRNA binding. The transcript has a single exon. Lineage: Eukaryota; Fungi; Ascomycota; Eurotiomycetes; Eurotiales; Aspergillaceae. Gene Ontology annotation, cellular component: TRAMP complex; nucleolus.
AUGCCCAGCUGUUCCUGCCUGAGGCGUCUAACCUGGGAUAGUAACGCAGGCAUACCCGGAGUCCUCUCCCGCACUCGCCUCGGUGAUGCUGACAUGCGACUUUCAAUUCCUCGAUCAUUACGUCUACGUUCCUUUCACUCCAGCUCUAUUGCGGCAGCCAGGGCCCCCGAUGUCUUCACCAACAGCCUCCGAAAAACUCUGGAAGCCCACCGAUCAACAAAUCGGUCUCGUUUGAUCCGAAAAACAUUUCCAAUCGAAGAUCCUGCGGGACUUUGGCGACCUGAGAUUCCGUCCAAAAAACAACCAUCAUACGUCUAUCCAGUCGACACCCCCAGCAAGCAGAAGAACAGAAGCGAUCCAGCCGCAGAAAAAGCGAUCCAAGGAACAUGUUAUCCACAAAGUCCAUGGCUGAGAAAUCUUGACUUGCCUCGCACCGACGCUGAAUCCACGUUGGACACAGAAAUUCGAGCAUUGGAACAAUACCUGGCCCUAAAUGCCCAGGAAAAAGACCAUGUAGAAAAGCUCAAGAUAAAAAUAGCCUCGCUCCUCAAAGCAGUGGUCCCCCAUACCCCAAAGGUCAUUGGAUCGCACUGCACGGGUCUUGCACUGGCACACUCGACCCUUGACUUUAUCAUACCACAUGAAGACCCUGCUCGAUCACUAGACCGUGAUCGAAGACCGAGCCCCACGCGGCCUCAGAUCCGAGACGCCCAUUUCCGUCUCCUCCGCCAAGUGGAAAAGGUUCUCCAGCAUGCCGAUGCAUUCGCCACAAUAGACUUGCAGCAAAAGUCUGCGCUGUCCGUUCGACACCGGCCAACUGGACUGGUUUUGCAAUUUUACUGUGGUGAGGGUAUUCCUGCCAUUACAGAGUACCUACAAGAUUAUCAGGUCGAAUAUCCCGCCUUGCGACCUCUGUAUGCAGUAACACGCACGUUGUUGGAGGCGCGCGGCCUUUUUGGGUCAUCGCAGGCAAGCAUUGGACCAGAUGCGCUGGCCAUGCUCAUUGUGGCGUUCUUGAAGAUGAACCAUGGCCGAUUUCCCGGUCCCAAUAGACUGGGAGACCAAUUUCUUGCUCUUCUUCAAUUUUACGAUACUCAGGUGAACAUCCAGUCUGUCGGUAUUGCCGUGGAUCCUCCCAGUAUAUUCAGCGCAAGCACGUUGCCUGCGAUCUCUGACGCUGAUGAACCUGCUCACUUGCGCGGCCAGCGCUCUCUGAUCAGCGCCAAAUGUACCGCUGCAGCGAAGCGAAACGUGCCUGUCGCACAACGAUUGUGCAUACAAGACCCUACCCAUUACCUGAAUGAUUUAGGCCGAUCGUGUACUCGAACAUCUGAACUACAGGGUGCAUUUGCAGAUGCUCAUCAGCAGCUUCGUCGCACGUGCGAUGAAUGGACCGACACCAGUUUCAAAGGUUCGAGUAUACUCAGUACCGUUCUACGGGCUAAUUUCGAUGAAUUAGAGAAGAUGCGGAAUAAAAAUAGCAUGUAG